Messenger RNA from Aspergillus aculeatus ATCC 16872, 618 nucleotides. Its product is annotated as med21 domain-containing protein. Gene Ontology annotation, cellular component: mediator complex. Gene Ontology annotation, molecular function: transcription coregulator activity. The coding region runs from base 1 to 618 and encodes 205 amino acids. The transcript is spliced from 2 exons. Gene Ontology annotation, biological process: regulation of transcription by RNA polymerase II. The record is from RefSeq and is a predicted model, not a curated record. NCBI's taxonomy places the organism in Eukaryota, Fungi, Ascomycota, Eurotiomycetes, Eurotiales, Aspergillaceae.
AUGGCCGACAUCCUAACCCAACUCCAAACCUGCCUCGACCAACUAGCAACCCAAUUCUACGCAACCCUAGGCUACCUAACAACCUACCACGAUAACAGCCCCGCCACCGUGCCCCCACCAACCCAAGCCCAAACCGCGCCCGCCGCGCCCGCGCUCGCCAAAAUCCCCAAGAACUCCUCCGCGCCCCCGGUCCCCGCCAGCGCGCCCCUCGCCGCCCAGCAGCAGAGCAACCAAACCCAACAACAAACACCCGCCGAGAUUCCACAACCAGCACAACCAGGCGCGGCCGGCGCGGAAGACACAACAACAGGCACAGCCCAAGACCCCGCCCUCCCGCCGGCGCCCGACUCGCCCCGGACGUUCGCGGCGCGGCAGCGCGAGCUGGCCCGGGAUCUGGUGCUCAAGGAGCAGCAGAUCGAGUAUUUGAUUAGUGUGCUGCCGGGGAUUGGGUCGAGUGAGGCGGAGCAGGAGCACCGCAUCCGGGAGCUGGAGGGGGAGUUGAGGCGGUGGGAGGGGGUGAGGGGGGAGAGGAUGCUGCAGCUCAAGGCGUUGAGGGGGCGGUUGGAGGGGGUGUUGGGGGCGAUGGAGGUGGGGAUAUAUGGGGAGCGGGAGGUUUAA